Messenger RNA from Amblyraja radiata (thorny skate), 581 nucleotides. Its product is annotated as sperm-associated antigen 1-like. The record is from RefSeq and is a predicted model, not a curated record. The coding region runs from base 141 to 581 and encodes 146 amino acids. Lineage: Eukaryota; Metazoa; Chordata; Chondrichthyes; Rajiformes; Rajidae. The transcript has 5 exons. Gene Ontology annotation, cellular component: cytosol; mitochondrion. Gene Ontology annotation, molecular function: heat shock protein binding.
CUGAGAUCCGCUACUUCCGGUCGCUGGCUGUCUGCGUGGAGAGACUCACUGGGGGGAUCAGCUUUGAGUUUUCGCUGCGAGAGUGAAUUCAGGUAAAAAUAGCACACGAUACUGGAGGACAAAAUUUAUUCUUUCCAGCAAUGAGCUCGAAAUUAGAUGCCUCUCCAAUGUAUCAAGGAACCACCAAGACAUAUAACCUACCCGUUGAACACUUGGAUUACAGCUACAUAGAGAAAUGCACUGAUGUGAAGUAUCUGGAAAAGAUUUUGAUAGUGUUAAGGUCAGGGGAGGAGGGAAUUUAUCCUGAUCUCAUAGAAUUUUGUGAAAAAAAAGUACAAGAGCUAGAUCCCAAAAGUCGAGCCCUACGUAAAAGCAACUUGCCAGCAACUGCUGCAAACUUCACCAGAGAAGAAUGGCAUGAAAUUACCAGGGAUUUUAAGAGUUGGACAGAUACAAUGAAGCAAAAUGAAAAUGAAGAAAUAUGCAGGAAAACAGUGGCUGGAGAUUUUAUUUCAGAAAACCAAGCUCCUGUUCGUGGGUUCAAUGCUUCACUUCAGGAUUCUGUUUUUGGCUACAGUUAA